GCCUUUCACUGACCGAACGGGUUUUCUGCGCAGUGACAUCACUUUUGCUCGUCAUUGGAGCCAUGUCGACGGCCGAACGACGCAUCGUCGUCCUCAUCUCUGGCUCAGGAUCAAAUUUGCAAGCCUUGAUGGACGGAUGCACAUGUACUCCCGCACUCUUACCCCAUUGCCAAGUCAGUCUGGUCAUCAGUAACCGCAAAGCAGCCUACGGACUCGUACGAGCCUCACAAGCCGGUAUCCCCACAGACUACCUCGCUCUACAACCUUUUCUCAAGCAAGACCCGAGCCGGACACGACAAGAUUACGAUACCGAGCUGGCCAGACGAAUCCUCUCCGGUCAACCGCACUUGAUCGUUCUAGCGGGAUUCAUGCACGUUCUUUCUGCGGAAGGCUUGAAGCUGCUCGAGGGUAUACCGAUCAUCAAUCUGCAUCCUGCUUUGCCCGGCGCGUUCGACGGAGCCAACGCGAUACCCAGAGCUCUGUCAGCGUACAAAGAAGGCAGAGUGACAACGACAGGGUGUAUGGUCCAUCAUGUCAUCCCGGAAGUAGACGCAGGACCGCCCAUCGUCAUCAGAGAGAUCGCCAUCGAUCAACAGGAGACUUUAGAGACCUUAGAAACAAAGAUCCACGCGGUAGAGCAUGAGAUCAUUGUCGAAGCAGCAAGGGUUGUAUUGGCUAGUUGAAAGAGCGAAGGAGCAUGCAUAGUUCGCAAGGCAACAACAACAGCAAGCACAAAAGAACAAGGCGAAAGGUGACAUGGAGGAGCAAAGUCUCAGCUCUUCCGCCUCGGACUCGUUCGAACGGGCGUAGCGCUCUCUUCGCGCACCCUCUUCUUGCUCGCUGGUUCUCCGAGAGGUUGACCAGCAUCGUCAGCGGAGGGAGUGUCGAUAUCGACAUAUCUGCCCAAGUUGUCAUCAUUGUCAUUCUGGAGCAAAGGCUGAACAUGCCCGGAAUCUGUCGUGGCUAGUUGCCCCCGAUCGAUCAGCGUGAGUUUUCUAACAGAGGUGAGAGAAGAGACAUACGGAAGUGGCGCAAGUAGGAAUCGAGGUCAAAGUCUGCAG
Molecule: messenger RNA, 1061 nt
Organism: Mixia osmundae IAM 14324
Lineage: Eukaryota; Fungi; Basidiomycota; Mixiomycetes; Mixiales; Mixiaceae
Exons: 2
Coding region: 63-683 (206 amino acids)
Biological process (GO): 'de novo' IMP biosynthetic process
Cellular component (GO): cytoplasm
Molecular function (GO): phosphoribosylglycinamide formyltransferase activity
Source: RefSeq, a predicted model, not a curated record